GACCCCCCCCCCCCCCCCCCAGGGCUGCGGGGCGAUGAGGCAGCAGAGAGGAUGAUCAGCCCCUGGCUACACUCCUUCCACCAACACCACUACCACCAAGAGCAGCAGCCCUCCCAGGCGAGGAAACAAGGUAUGAGAAAUGAGUGUUGGAAGGAGAAGAUUAAAACUAGUGGGACUACUUAUGAUGAUAAAUUUCUUUAUCUAUGUCAUCGUUGAAGUAUCAAAAAGUGACAGUCAAGAUAAAGAUUCAAAAGGGCAACUUCUUCUUCCCCAUGGCAGGUUCUGGUCAAAGCGCUCACCAAGCAACGCUUAUUGGAAUCGAGAACAGCAAAAGCUGGAUAGACUGUACAAUCCAAUCUUAAACUUGCUGAACAACACCACAGUUGAAGAAGUUGUAGCCUCCAAUACCAGCCUUUUGAAUUCCUGUGAUAGGGAUGCAAGUGUAGAAUCUGAAAUAAAAGACUUCCAGAACUUGCCUGAACGGUUCAAAGAUUUCCUUUAUUAUUUAAGGUGUAAAAAUUACUCUUUGAUUUUGGAUCAACCUCAAAAAUGCAAAGACAAGCCAUUCUUGUUGUUGGCCAUCAAGUCACUGACCCCACAGUUUGAUCGAAGACAAGCCAUACGGGAGUCUUGGGGAAAGGAACUUAACAUAAAUAACAUGACUGUUGUUAGAGUGUUUUUACUGGGGGACACACCAGCAGAGGACCACAACCCUGAUCUUUCAGGCAUGGUGAAGUAUGAAAGCGAGUUACAUAAUGACAUUCUCCUUUGGAAUUAUAAGGAUACAUUCUUUAAUUUGACUCUAAAAGAAGUUCUUUUCCUAAAAUGGGUUAGCCAUUCGUGUGCCGAUGUCCAGUUUAUUUUUAAAGGAGAUGAUGACGUUUUUGUGAACACUCAUCAGAUCCUGGAUUACUUGAAGACUUUAUCUACGGACAAAGCCAAAGAUUUAUUUAUAGGGGAUGUUAUCAAGGAUGCUGGUCCACAUCGAGACAAGAAGCUUAAAUACUACAUUCCUGAAACUGUAUAUGUAGGUUCUUAUCCUCCUUAUGCGGGGGGUGGAGGUUUUCUGUACUCCGGCCACUUAGCGCUGAGACUUUACAAUGUAACUUCUAGGGUUCUAUUAUAUCCCAUUGAUGAUGUAUAUACUGGAAUGUGCCUUGAGAAACUUGGGCUUGCUCCAGAGAAACACAAAGGGUUUAAGACCUUUGAUAUCGAUGAGAAACACAAGAAAAACAUUUGUUCCUACUCAACCUUAAUGCUGGUACAUCCAAGGAAGCCUCAAGAAAUGAUUAAGAUUUGGGCCCAGUUGCAAGACUCUCAUUUAAAUUGUUAAAAAAAAAAAUGUGUAGAGAUGUUCUGUGCCUCUUGAAAGAUUAAUAAUAUUGCACUGCAGAUGUAGCGAGACCUUGUGCAAAUAGCACGUUUUCGUUACUCUGACAGGGUUUUCUACUAUAGUGUGCAUUUUUAGGAAUCCAAAGUGAAUUUCUAAUUUCAGCCAAAAUUGAUGAACUGAAAACAGAUGGCUUAGAGAAAGUUUCCAAUGUCCUUAUUUUGGCUUAAAUUCACUUCGAAUUCGUGGCACACUACCGUAAAAAAACCCUGUGAAUGUUUCCAAAGAUGUCGGGUCUUAGUUUAUCUUGAAGCAAACCUGUAUUUUAUUUUUCUCUUUGUUCCCUUUGUUCUUCCUGAAUCCCCUUUCUAGCAUUGUUUUUAUUAAUGUUUAUCAAAGCUGUUGGUCCUAAAUGAUAUUCCGAGGAGCAGUUGCAUGAACAACUUUGUAAAGCUUUCAUCACAGCAGAGGUAGACUUAUAAACAUAUCGCAAAAGGAGAAGUGGGGAAGAUUCUAAAAUUAGAACCCAAUGUAAUCAUCAGGAUUGUAACUUUGGUUUCCAUGGUGAUUGUGACACUGUUAGAGCUUGUCCUAACUUUUCUAUUCGUGACCCUUUUCUAAACCUCUACCGGUAUGUCACCGUAUCUGCAAAACACAUUGCUUGAAAAUCUAUUUUUAUUAACCGAUUUUCACAUGGUUAAGAGUUCCAUUUGUUUAGUGUAUUAUGCACACAUUUGGGUUCAAGCUGCAGUAAUCUAUAGACCGCAUCCUUCCUUAUGGGUAUCUUUUUCUCUCUCUUCAUAUUUCCAUCAGUCCUUAACUUCACACAAUGAAAGAACUGGUCCCUGCAUCGUAAUGAUAGCUUGUAAAGAAUUUGUUCAUGUCAUUUCAUCGUCGGAUGCUGCUUUCAAUUUUUUUUCUUUAAAUACAGUUGGUCUGCUGUGUGUUUUACAUGUUUGGUGGCAUUGUGUGUAUUUAUUUUAACUCCUCACGUGAUGAUUCAGUGCUAUCGCAAACAUUCCUUCACAUUUGUGGUGAUUGUGAUAGUAACUGAACUUACAAUACGCAUGCUAUCCACACAAGUCUUCUAACUGUGGUUUAAUAUAAUAGUAGCAUGGUACGUGAUCCAGCUCUUUAUUCACUAGGGGCCUCUCUUUAUUGUAAUCAUUCAAAUAUUUAAUGGGAGACAUAAUCCAUCAUCCCAGUAAAUGGCUAGACUGUGCACUUUUAUUCACUCUGUACUCUAGUAGUCAAUAGACGUGUGACAAAUCUUUCAGCUGAGCCAAACGAAUCCUAUACCUUUCAAUCUAUGAACGAAGGAAUCGAUUCAUCAUGCAAAUCUGAACAAGUUGAUUUGUUCUUGCAUAGAUUGGCAGGCUUUUGCUUCUUUCAGUGCAGCUGAAAAGGGUUUGUCCAAAAGUCUAGUUGUCCGUGCAGGACACUGUAUAGACAAGCCAUUUGGCUGUUGGUUUAAGAGUUUUUAUGAAUUAUCAUUUUUGGGUUUUCUAACUGUAAUUGUAUUAUGACACGUUAAAUAGAAAAUCCUUGUUUUUUCAGUGUUA
Molecule: messenger RNA, 2892 nt
Organism: Pelobates fuscus (common spadefoot toad)
Lineage: Eukaryota; Metazoa; Chordata; Amphibia; Anura; Pelobatidae
Gene: B3GNT2
Product: UDP-GlcNAc:betaGal beta-1,3-N-acetylglucosaminyltransferase 2
Exons: 2
Coding region: 140-1333 (397 amino acids)
Cellular component (GO): Golgi membrane
Molecular function (GO): hexosyltransferase activity; UDP-glycosyltransferase activity
Source: RefSeq, a predicted model, not a curated record